CGUUCUUUCCUUCUUUGUUCCGUGCUCGUUAGAUGGUGAAGGACAACCCUCUGUUUCUUUCACCGUCUUGGAUGUGUUCGUCCUGGAUGCGAUGAUAUACUGUUCGCCCACUGCUGGUGCUGGCUGCUGCCAUUGUAGUUAGAUAAACCAGUUUGGUGGGAAGAGGGUAUACUUGAAGGUUAUCUCUGGACGGAGAACAUGGCUGAGUUCGUUGUUCUGUCGGUGGCGCGGUAUCUGGAGCGAUUUAUCGGGGAAGGGUACGAGUUGGGUGUUCACCUUGAGAAAAAUCUGAGAAAGUUGCUGAGCUUGCUGUUGGCCCUACAGCCAUCCAUUGACGACGCAGAGCGACUGCAGAUGAAGGACGAAGCUGCUAGAAACUGGUUGAGAAGGUUGAAGAAUGCUGCUUACGAUAUCGAGAAUGUCCUAGACGAUUGCACGACCCAGAUUCUUAUUUCUACGAAGAGGGGCCUUGUCAAUGCUGCCUAUGAUGUGGAGGAAUGGCAUGAGAGUGUCGGCAAGUAUUCUCCUCUUAUUAGCAAUCAAACUCGCUCUCUAAGCACGGGGAAACGGAAGAGAGAAUAUUCUCCGAUGAGUGUUUGCAAUUAUCAAACGAACCCUCUGGUUCACUCUAUAAUGAAGAAGGCAAAGGACAUCCUUGGAAGUUUAGAUGAUUUGGUCCGCAUGAAAACUGGGUUUAGGGAAAUGGCUAUUGAAGAGAGGAGGUUGCAGAUGGAAGCCCGUUGUACGACUUCCUAUGUGGAGGAGGAGGAUGUUUUUGGCAGGGAUGAUGACAGGGAGAAGGUGAUGCAGUCAUUAUUAGGAGGAAGUAAUGAAGAGAUUUCAUUGAUCACCAUUGUUGGUAUGGCCGGAAUUGGAAAGACGACUGUUGCUCAACUUGCCUACAAUGACAAAAGCGUAGUUCAACAUUUUGAGGAGAGACUUUGGGUGUAUGUGUCUCAAGAUUUUGAUAUGCUAAGGCUUACAAAAGCAUUAAUCCAAACUGCGACGGGGAAGAACAUUGAUUUGACAGAAUUGGAUCCCUUGCAGCAUCGUCUUAGUAAAGUUUUGAACAAUAAGAGAGUGCUGAUCGUGUUGGAUGAUGUGUGGAAUGAAGACAUUGAUAAGUGGGAGCAUCUGAAAUUUCCAUUCAAAGCCUGCGGGAAGGGAAGCAAGAUUCUGGUUACCACUCGAAGUGAGAAGGUUUCUUUGGCCAUGGAUGCCACACAUUUGCACCGGUUGACCCGCCUCUCAGGUGCUGACGCUUGGUUAAUCUUUGCCCGUAGAGCAUUCACAGGAAUGUGCAAGGAAGAUCUUUUCACAUUUGAACCAAUUGGAAGGAAAAUUGUGAAGAAGUGCAAAGGGAUACCCCUUUUGGUGAAAACUGUGAGUAACAUGAUGCGCACAAAGAAAAGAAAGUGCCAAUGGAAGCGUGUCUUGCAAAGUGAAAUUUUCGAUUUGCCAUUUGUCAACAAAAGAGUCCUUCCAGAUCUGUUGCUGAGCUAUUAUGACUUGAACGUCACUUUAAAAAGAUGCUUUUCUUAUUGUUCCAUGUUUCCCAAGGACCGCAGUAUUUCUUGCAGUGAUUUGGCAAAAAUAUGGGUCGCAGAGGGGUUUAUCCUUCGCAGAGGACAGAAAGAGAUGAUGGAAGUUGCUGGACAAUAUUUCGAUGAUCUUGUUGAUAAAUCUUUGUUGGGCGUCUUUUACAAGGCUAAGCAUGGGCAGACCAGGAGUGAUGAAAUGCAUGAGCUAGCCUAUGUCCUUGCUCGAUUUGUUGCAGGGUCUGACGGCUUCAGCUCAAUAUGCAAGAACGAGAGAUUAGAUGAGAUCCCUGACGAAGCACGUCAUGCAUUUCUCAUCUGUAAAGAGUUCAACUCUGCCAAAGACGUAGCAUUAUCCAUUCGGAAGGCCCUUCAUCGUGCCAAGAAUCUCCGCACGUUCAAGCUACAGACGGCGAGGCGUCUUGUACUGCCUCCUGACCUGUUCGACAGAGUUGACAGCUUAAGGGUGUUGGACAUGAGUGACUCUCAAAUUCACAAUCUACCAGAAUCAGUACGGAAAUUAAGGCGCCUGAGGCACAUUUUCCUCUGCUAUUCAGACAUUGCUUGGUUACCUAAAACUUUUGGUCCUUUGCUCCAUUUGCAAACCUUAGAUGCAGAAGGGUGUUAUGAGCUUCAAAACCUGCCUUGUGAUUUACCCCAGCUUUUAAGCUUGAAGCAUCUUAAACUUGGUGGUACCGAGAGUUUGGGAUGGUUGCCAAAACACAUUGGUCAGUUAAGUCGCCUCGAGACACUGGGUCAUUUCAUCGUGCAAGAUGAAGAUGGCCACAGAAUUGGAGAGCUUCAGAAUCUAAACUCUAUCGGCGGGCACCUGUCAAUAACGAACUUGGAGAAAGUGCGUAACCAAAGAGAAGCCAUUGAAUCUCAAAUCUGUGAGAAGCCAAAAUUGAAGUCUUUGACACUGCAAUGGACAUUUGAUGAAUAUGCAGACGGAAAGGGGACUAAAAGUAUCUUUGACUGCCUCCGACCUCACAGCAACCUUAAAAUGCUAUCCAUAUGGAACUAUCCUGGCAUUAUGUUUCCAAAGUGGAUGCUGGAUUCAUCUCUUUGUAAUCUGGUGAAACUUGAACUUCUCCAUUGCGACAAUUGUGAACAUUUACCAGCUCUGGGGAAGCUUCCUUUACUUGAGCACCUAGAAAUGUUGGAGUUUCCUGCAGUUAAAUCCAUUGGCUAUGAAUUUUAUGGGACGGUUGAAAAUGCUUUCCCCAGGUUGGAAACCCUAGAAAUUUUAGAAUUUCUAAACUUGGAGGAGUGGUUGGACAUGGACGGAGCAAUGCCAAUGCUGCUCAAUCUGACCAUCACGUCCUUGCCCAAACUGAAGCAGUUCCCAUUUCAGUGCCUACGAAGACUGAAGAGUUUGGAUAUAAGUUGUGUUAGCAUGGAGACGAUGCCAGCUUUCUCUGACUUGAAAUCAUUGAGGAUGGGCAUAGAUCAUGAUCCAAGAGCACUCCAGAACGUGCUUGGACACAUUCCGAGCGAGACACUUGAAGAACUGACAAUCUCUAUUCCGCGGGAAGUAAGGUCUCUGGAGGAGUCUGCACUGCAAUGCUUCAGGGGGCUGGAGAAGUUAACCCUCUUGGGCUGUGAAAACUUGGAGUCUUUGCCGGAGAGUAUUCGUUGCCUAACAAAACUUAAUUCGCUGCAAAUUAGUCUCUACGCAACAUCCCUUACUGAUCGGUGCAUGAAGGAGAAAGGGGAGGACUGGGAUAAAAUUUCGCACAUACCAAAUAUCCGAGUUGGCCAGUUCGUAAUUCGGGAGUCUGAACAGUUCAACAAGGGUGAGGAUAUAGAUGAAUGAUCAUCAGAAGAUUUUUGUUUAUUUUGUAUCCGUUGGUAUGUCAAGCCGUUUCCUCGUUUUCCGAUCAUGUAUGUUCUAGCUUCUUAACUAUUAGCUUUCUGCUUUUGUUUUAUCGUGACUGGUUUCCCUCCCAUCAAGAAUGGUAUUUGUUUCAUGUUUUUCA
Molecule: messenger RNA, 3517 nt
Organism: Nymphaea colorata (pocket water lily)
Lineage: Eukaryota; Viridiplantae; Streptophyta; Magnoliopsida; Nymphaeales; Nymphaeaceae
Product: putative disease resistance protein RGA3
Exons: 2
Coding region: 199-3354 (1051 amino acids)
Biological process (GO): defense response to other organism
Molecular function (GO): ADP binding
Source: RefSeq, a predicted model, not a curated record